This is a messenger RNA of Durusdinium trenchii, 147 nucleotides long. NCBI's taxonomy places the organism in Eukaryota, Dinophyceae, Suessiales, Symbiodiniaceae. The record is from the annotation of a GenBank genome assembly.
AUGGUGAGCUCGAUGAAGAGUUCUCAUGAUUUGGUGGCAAUUGAGGGGGCCGAUCCCUUGGAUGACCGCUACACAAGGAAGCGGGAUCGAGUCACAGAAUACUUGGAGAUCCUCAACCAACAGUCGCACAUUGUCAGGAAAAAGUGA